This is a messenger RNA of Scatophagus argus, 5056 nucleotides long. RefSeq names its product abl interactor 2-like. The record is from RefSeq and is a predicted model, not a curated record. Gene Ontology annotation, cellular component: lamellipodium. Gene Ontology annotation, molecular function: SH3 domain binding. The transcript is spliced from 12 exons. Bases 133 to 1938 code for a protein of 601 amino acids. NCBI's taxonomy places the organism in Eukaryota, Metazoa, Chordata, Actinopteri, Scatophagidae.
CGAGUGUGACAGAAAAUUCCCACUCUUCGGUUAUCGAGUCGUCGUAGGGAUUUUUUCCCACAUGCCUCUGAAUGCAGCAGGAUCCAUCCAGUCAGCAGCGCGAGCCGCAGCCGUUAGUAAAACCAUGUAAAGAUGGCGGAGUUACAAAUGCUGCUGGAGGAGGAAAUUCCUGCGGGACGGAGAGCUUUACUGGACAGUUUCACUAACCUGGAGAGAGUAGCGGAGUACUGCGAAAGCAACUAUGUCCAGUCAGCGGACAAGCAGCGGGCGCUGGAGGAGACCAAGAGCUACACCACCCAGUCCCUGGCCAGCGUCGCCUACCUCAUCAACACGCUGGCCAACAACGUGCUGCAGAUGCUGGACAUCCAGGCCUCGCAGCUGCGCCGCAUGGAGAGCUCCGUCAACCACAUCUCACAGACCGUUGGUAUCCACAAAGAGAAGGUGGCGAGGCGGGAGAUUGGCAUCCUGACCACCAAUAAGAACACGUGUCGCUCACAUAAAAUCAUUGCUCCGGCCAAUCCGGAGAGACCGGUGCGCUACAUCAGGAAGCCCAUCGACUACAGUGUGCUGGACGACAUUGGACACGGAGUCAAGUGGUUAUUGAGGUUCAAGGUAAACGGUCAGCACAACAUGAAAAUAGGAGGGGGUCUCUCUCGGUCCAACCCCCCCACCCAGAAACCACCCAGCCCUCCGAGGGCCGGCAAGGGCAUCUUAGGGAAGAACUCCCCCUACAGGACACUGGAGCCAGUGCGCCCCCCAGUGGUGCCCAACGAUUAUGUCUCCAGCCCCACCAGAAACAAUAUGGCUGCGGGACAGUUUCCCAGUCCAGCCCGCACCGCCACCCUCAACCAUCGGCCGCGAACGUACAGUGGUAGCAGUGGAGGCAGCCAUCCCAGCAGCAGCAGUCGAAGCAGCAGCAGGGAGAACAGUGGCAGUGGCAGUGUGGGUGUUCCCAUCGCCGUGCCGACGCCCUCCCCUCCCUCCACCUUCCCAGUUUCCCCGACCGCUGGACCGGCGAGUUCCUCCUCCACUGCUCCUAACUCCUCCCCCUCCCCGACUCCUUCCUCCUUCUCCUCCUCUUCCUCCACUACGACCUUAACACAACCCAACGCGCCUUUGCCACCAAACUCGCCCUCAAAACACGCUGACUCGCCUCCUCAGCCAAACUCACAAUCAAACGCACCCACCAGCACGACCCCGCCCUCUAACCCCGCCCCCGGCACGUCCGAGGUCCAAUCAGGUGCUUUGCCUGGAGAACAGUCUCCCCUCCUUCCUCCUGCCCCUCCUCCUCCUCCGCUCUCCUCCUCCUCCUCCUCUUCAUCACCUGCUGAAGGUCCCAUCGUCCCUCAGUUCUACAGUAUGAACCGGCCUCAGCCUCGACAGCAGACUCCACAGGUGGGGGGGUCGCUACCCUACCGCCGCCCCCCCUCUGUGACCGGUCAGCCAGUCGUAACACAGAACCAGGUGAACGGCGGCCCCUGCUACAACCAGAGCCCAGCCUCCCCCCCGCCUCCCUCCCUCCUCCAGUUCACUCCUCAGCUUCCUCUCAUGGGUUUUGUUGCUCGAGUUCAGGAGUCCAUCUCAGACGCCUCUCCUCCCCCUCACCCAGCUGCUGAGAGCCAAUCAGGGCCUGAGGAGGGCCUGCCCUCCCCGCAGCCUUUGGAGGAUGGACAUGAAGAGGAGGACUCAGCAGUUGUGGAGUACAACGAUCCAUACGCUGAAGAAGACCCCCCCUGGGCCCCCAGGACCUACCUGGAGAAAGUGGUCGCCAUCUACGACUAUACAGCAGACAAGGAGGACGAGUUAUCGUUCCAGGAAGGAGCCAUCAUCUACGUCAUCAAGAAGAACGAGGACGGCUGGUUCGAAGGCGUGAUGAGCGCCACCACCGGUCUCUUCCCUGGAAACUACGUGGAGUCCAUCAUGCACUACGCCGACUGAACAAACACCGGCCACAAGGCACAAGUCGGCUCAGCUCUGUUUCUGUUUUUUCUUCCUUAAGGUUCACACUAACCAAUCACAAGCAAGUCAGAGCUUGUGAACACAAAUCACUAAUAUUGUAUUGUGAGUGCGGUUUACUGGACAGACGUCCCAUCUUCUGAGCUCAGCGUCCGUCUGCUGUCUGCCCGUCAGGCCUUGUGUGUCAGGUCGUUUGCUGCUCAGAUGAUGUUCCUCUGUUGUUGGAGGACUGACUUGUUACCACAGGAGUCCGUGUGAGAGGACACGAGUGACCAGCGUCUUGAAUUUUCACAAGGACUCCACAGUUUGUUGAUGCAUGUUAAAAUUACUUCAGCGCUUCUCGUUGUGUUCAGCUCUUUACAGUCUUUGUGAGGAGAAGACACUGUAGUUUGUCUUCUCCGGGCUUCUGUAGUUUUGCCCUCCCACCGUUGUCCCCUCACUGACCCCAGCGGGGCGCGUCCACAAGCUGUCCCACGCAGUGAAAGGAAGCUAAGCCAGAGCCGCUCAUGCACUAAACACUAAGGUCUGAGACUCAGUCAGUCUCCGCUUGUAGUUUAUCAUUCCUCUUCCUCCCUCUGUUUUACGGUUAGGUUCCUGCUCUCUGAUUGGCUGGAAAGUCAGUCAGGAAAAAUGACUCGAUACCUAUACAAACCCGGAGGUCUGGUUCACUGCUGAAUACUCUGUUUGGCCUCUCGGCAUGUUGUGUGGAGGCUGUCUGGUGGACUCGCUGCUUUUCGUCUCUGAAACCAGACGCCGUCCCUGCAGUGUUUUCAUGAAUUUUUGAGUGGAUAUCAACAGUAUUGAUUUCUUCUGUUUUACAGCUUCUGCAUCGUGACUGAAAGUAGCACAAGCUAAGCAUCUUAAAUAUGUGCAGAAGUCGGUUUGUUUUCUGUCCUUUCACUGUCUCUUGGGAUAUAAAAGCCACCGUGUGACGGACCAGACGGUCACGUCUGCAAACUGUAAGUUCAUAUUCUCUGUCCGACUCUCCCCAAACCCCUCGUCAUUUGCCUUAACAAAUAUCCUCAACCUUCUUACCUUCUCAGGAGCCUCGUUGUCUGUCUCUGGAGUUCAAAACUGAGAAAGGAAUUAGAGAUGAAACUGGGGGGCGGGGUAGUUAGACGAGCUUUGACUCUAAUCCAAGUGAAGAACGAUUGAAGUCAUCCUGCGUCAUCGCUCUCCUCGCUCUCCUCGCAGCUUCUCUGAUGUGAAGACUGUGGUCUGUUUCUGACACAAAGAAAGAAAGAAACAAAAAAAAAAAAACAAAUGACCUUAAACACAUCAGAAGAUCAGCGUGGAGGAAGGCAGGAAGUCAGGUGUUUACCCCACCUGGCUCUCAUCGCUGCAGUGUUGACUCGUUUCUGAGACUGUUCAUUUCAUCGUGACCAUCAAAAACGCCAGAAGAUAAAAAUCUGAUUCAGACUCUACACUUUGUGUUGUGUUAAUGUCCACCCAGCUGAACAGAAGUUAACACGUUACUGCUCCGUUAGGUCUCCAGACAUCCAGUCCAGACUCGAUCUCUUCAUACCAAACUCCAUGAAUUCACUCACGUGUGGUCUGAGCCUUUUCGGUCGUUGUGGUUUCGCUGCUUUGGCCUGUCCCGUAGUCGUCGUAGUGAAGUGAACCUGACCAAAACGCCGGGUGGAGGUCUUCAGACCUGUUGCCAGUUUUGAAGUUUACGGUGUUGUUUGCCUGCAUGCCUGAUACAUGACUGAUAUUUUUAUUUACAGUGACUUCAUAUUCUCGUUGUUUGGAUUUUCUUCUAUAGUUUCAGCAGCUUGCUUUUCUUCUCUGGAGGUUGUGAUGUUUUUGUUGAGUGCCGUUUGGUUGUAAUGGCCCUUUAAAACUGUGUGUUUGGACUCCAGGCUGAGGCUCUGUGUGCCAUGUAUCCAGAUGUUGUGGUGUGGAUGCAGCUGUGUGAACAAAACAUUCCCGUAUGGACUCUUAUCGUGACUCUGGACCUGAAAACAGCAUUUCUGUGUUGUAUGGUCUUAUUUAAGAGGCAUUUUACCACAAAAACCAGAGUGUGCCAAUUGUGUGGACAGCUGACGUAUAAAGAUGGCCGACAUGUCGCCACUUCCUCCCACUGAACAGAAACCAAAACAUCCCUAAUAUGAGUGCUGCCAUCUUGUUCUGGUGAUGUCAUUUGGAACCAGAGUCUGUGCAGUAGUGACUGGGAGGUGGAGCCGCAGUAUUGAGUUCCCGCCCACACACCCAUCUGAGCCAAUCGGGAGCAGCACUCAGCUGUCAAUCAUCGUCAUGUUUCAGCCACUCUUUAUAGCAUCAAAUAACAAAACCAAAGUGAUCAGAAAAAUGAACAAAUGAACAAACAUCACCGUGAUCAGAACUUCCUAAAAUUUAUUUGACGUGUACUUUGAGUUUUUCGUUUGGCUCAUGUCCCAUCUGCUAACAUGGAGGGGGAGGAGCUUAUGAGCUUUACUGCAGCCAGCCACCAGGGGGCGUCCAGAUGUUUGGGCUGCACUUUUGGGAGCUCUCAUCUUUAUGUACACUUAGUGGUGUAGAUGAAGUUGUAUUACACAUAUUUUUAGCCAUGCUAGUGUGAAAAGUUAAAAACUCUGAUACUCUGACUUUUCAUCGCGCGCCAUCAUCAGGUUAUUUCUUGUGACUGCAGACAGCCAAAGUGAGCCCAGUCACCCUCUGGAUGUUUUUCCAACCAGACUGAUCUGUGAACCGUGAAAGUCUGGAUCAAAGUUUUGGCUGUCUUUGGCUGUUUUGAUGUGCUGGUUCCUCGACAUGUUGGCUGGACUCUGGUUUUUGUUUUGCCUGCAGUAUCCCUUUAACCAGUGUGGAGUGAGAAAUGAGAUGAUCUAUGAAACGCUCCAGGUGGCUUCUCUCAGGCUGAUUUUACCAGGAACCCGCUUCAUCCUCCUCCGGUUCAUCAAAGUCUAACAAAUCUCACAGCAGCUCUCUUUCCUGUCAGCAGUGUGAGGAGGCCACUCAAUAUGUGGUCUAGAAAACUUGUCCCAUUUUUGCAUGAUUCACCUUCCAAAUCACAUCUGUUCCUGGUUGAACGUGAUGUCUGCAGAAGCUUUCUGCUCGCCUGUAAGAACGAACAAAGUAAAACUAAAUGUUUUAACAGCCA